Messenger RNA from Papaver somniferum (opium poppy), 7367 nucleotides. RefSeq lists its product as uncharacterized. Bases 1 to 7284 code for a protein of 2427 amino acids. The record is from RefSeq and is a predicted model, not a curated record. The transcript is spliced from 10 exons. NCBI's taxonomy places the organism in Eukaryota, Viridiplantae, Streptophyta, Magnoliopsida, Ranunculales, Papaveraceae.
AUGGAGGAUGACACUCAAGGAUGUGAUUCGAUUCAAGAACUUGCUUUAAAGAAGAUGCUUACAAGGAAAGAGCACAACUCCUGUAUUGAUGAAUCUCUCAAAGAGUUAAGUCGUUUUCAGGGUGAUUCCAAGGUCAAUAUCAGUGGCGCAAUAAGUCUGAAUUUCUUUUUCAAGUCUCACAAGAUCGGUCGAUUAUUUACUCAUCUAAGUCAGUCAGGACUGAGUGGACUUGCAGCGCCUAGACGAGAAAGAUUGAAUGGGUCUUUCUUCUUCAUCCAGUCAGUACCAAAAGAAAAUGGACAAGCUUUAGGGCACGGUACAGAUACUCAUCAAACACGUUGGGAAGCUGAUGAGCAAAAACAUCAAUCUUCACCUAAAACUAAACAUGUCAAAGAUAAAGAACCCAUUAUUGAGAAAGAUAAGAAAACAUGUGAGGAAACCACCAAUGACGUGAAGACCUUGGCAACAGAUAUUAAUGAGAAGCCAGUUGGAAGUAUAAGAUUGGCUGGAGGUCUAAGCAGAAGGCAGAAGAGUACGAAAAGGGUUUCCUUUUCGCCAAUCAAUUUUGAAAGUUCGGCUUAUGGUACAACUACAGCUGAUUAUAAAUCAAAAGAAAUUCUUGAAGAUGGCAAAUUGGAGAUCGAUAAGCCAAAAGGUGAAAUUUCUGAAAACCAAAGAGAUGCAUCAGACUCUUCUCAGGAUCCAUCUUUGGAACAGAACGAAGGCACUGCUGUAUCUUUGAGUUCUCAUUCAGUGCCUGGUCCUACUUCUUGUCACGCAGAAAGCUCUUCAUCAACUGCUUUAGUGGUGGAUAUCAACCCUGUAACGACUGAUGCACCAUCUCAACCUGUUCUUUUAUCAAUCGGUGAAUUUGAUGGUGCACCAGAAGAAUCAGAUAGAUCAAAUGAGGAUGGUUUAGAGUCAGAAGCAGAAAAGAACGGAAAUAAAUCCGCCAGUAAAUGGACGGAAGAUGAUGAGAAGAAUCUUAUGGAUCUUGGGGAAUCUGAAAUAGAGAGGAACCAGAGAUUGGAGAGUUUAAUGGCUAGGAGAAGAGCAAGGAAAAAAAUGUUGAGAAUGGUGGCUGAAAAGAAUUUGGUUGACUUAGACCAUAAUGACCCUCCAAUUCAAAUUGCGCCAUUAUCAGUUAUUAAAAGCAAUCCGUUUGAUCAUUCGACAGAAAAUGAAAUUCCAGGUUUACCUCCUAUUCCUGGUUCAGCUCCUUCUGUUUUGAUCCCAAGAGCGAACCCUUUCGAUCUCCCCUAUGACCCACAAGAAGAAAGACCCAAUUUAACUGGAGACAGCUUUCAUGAAGAAUUUAUGAAUGUUAUACAAAAAGAUAUAUUUUGUCGACAUGAAAGUUUUUGUUAUGGAUCCACUUCAUACUUAGGAGGGCUCAAGCAAGAUAAAUCUGAUAAUAAUAUCAGGUCUUACUCGGUAAUCGAAGACAUGGGAUCGCCGGAGCAAAGACCAAUGGGUGCACCAAGUGAUUCUACGUCGAGUUUAGGUACUGAGGUAGAAUUGCGAUCUUUGGUUCCAGAUCAGGAAGAUGAAAUGAAGCCAAUUGAAGAACAAUCAGCUCAAGAGUGUGAGUUGAUGCCACCCAUCGAUCAGUCGGCUAAUUUUGUUGAAGGAACAACUCAAUCCCCUGAAGCAGAUGUGGUGGAAAUUCAUCCAGAAGAAAGAAGUGAAGCUUACAUGAAACCUGAUAUUGUUGAAGAGAAAUACAUUGGAUUGAGUUCAUCCUCUUCAUCUUCAUCAUCUGAGUUUAGCAAAAAUGAAAUUCAGUCACAGGCUAUAGAACUCAAUAGAGAUGAUUCAGCGCUGAAUGAUUAUGAUCCCAAGAGUGGUAUGACAGUGAAAGUCAAGGACAAUAGUCAACCCUACGAAUCAGUAUAUGAUUCUAGUCCAUCUGCAAUUGAAAAGAGGACAAUCGAAGAAUCAUUGUUUUGUGAGGAUAAAGGGGUAGUUCUUACCUCUGUUUUAUCAAUAGCUUCUGACAUGCAAGUAGAGGUAUCAGAAGCGAAUUCACCUUCAGCUUCAUCAGAAAGAAAUACUGCAUUUACAGAUGAAGAACUUCUAAACUACAAUGAGAAUGUCCGAAGUUGUAACAGCUCUGUCGGUGAAGAUCUGUGGGCAGCUUCACCAGACCUGCAUACAGUGGAUGAAAUUGAAUCAAAAUCGAACGGAGUCACAGAAAUUAGCGACCUCGCUGUCAUAAAUGCAGGACUUUUUGGAGCUUGUACUACUGAUGCCAAUACCGGAAUUCCCAUCGAGCAACAACCAGUGCUUAAUCCUGUUAACUCCAACCCACCUCCUUGUCCUUCAGAGACUGAAUCGAACAUUGAAGGUUUGGUGAGUCAAGCUUCGUCUUCAAGUACCGAACCGGAGGUAGUUGCACGAGUUCCUCAAGUGGAUUGGAAAGAGAAUGUGGCACCAAUAGCUUCUAGUUCCUCUGCGAGACAACUUCCACAUGAAAGUUUGAUAGUUCAACCAUCCAGGGAUGGUGAUCAUCACAAUGAAGCACAGGAACCACCUAUCAGUUCUAGCAAAGAACACAGUUUCACAGACCCAUUAGCAGUUGAUUCCAAAACAAAUUCAGCAUUACUUGAAGAACCAAGUAUGCAAGGUUCGGUGAAUCAAAGUCCAUCGUCUAAUGCUGUAAAGGAGCUGCAUAGUCAAGUCUAUAAAUUGAAUUUGGAGGAGACUGCCGACACAACAGCUGCUACUUCAUCGCUCGCACAGCCAUCUCUUGAAAACUUAACGAAUCAGACAUCUGUGGAUGGGAAUCAUCUUGAUGAAAAACAGGAAGUGUCUUUCAAGUCUACAGAUGUACAGGAAGUAUCUUUCAAGUCUACAGAGGAUGAAAACACUAUCAAGAAUGUGAAGGAUCCACCAGCUGUCGAGUCGUACCCAACUUCCUCUCUGAUGUGUGAACCGUUAACUGAUAACCAGAACUCAUUAUCAAGUACCGAGCCAGAGAUGCAUAACCAUGUUGAGCAAUUGGUCCUGGAGGAGAAUGUUGAACCAAAUCCUUCUAGUUCUUCACUUUCACAAGUUCCACCCGAAGAAUUUGUCUAUCAGCCGCCCAUAAAUAAUGAGCAUCAUGAAGAAGCAAAGGAACCAUCCACCAAGCCUAUGGAAGAAGGAGAUAUCAGCAAGGAUGUGAAUGACUCAAUAUCAACUGAUUUCAAAUCAACUUCAUCAGUGGGUGAACCGAUAAAGGAGGAAAUGAUGAAUGAGAGCUCAUCUUCAGCUGUCGAAGCAGAGAUAAUGAGCAAUCAAGUUCAUUUAUUGAAUUUGGAGGAAAAUGUGGAUCCAGAAGCUUCUAGUUCAUCAGUUUCACAGCUUCCAUCUGAAAAAUCGGUCGUGCACCCAUCCAUGAACAAUGAUCAUCACGAGGAAACAAUGGAAUCACCCAUCAUUUCAACAAAAGAAGGAGAUAUCAUCAAGGAUGUGAAUGACUCGGUAUCAACUGAUUCCAAAUCAACUUCAUCGGUGGAUGAACCGAUAAAGGAGGGAGUGAUGAAUGAGAACUCAUCUUCAGCUAUCGAACCAGAGAUAAUGAGUUAUCAAGUUCAUUCUUUGAAGUUGGAGGAGAAUGUAGACCCAGGAGCUUCUAGUUCUUCAGUUGAACAGCUUCCAUCUGAAAAAUCGGUUCACCCAUCCAUGAACAAUGAUCAUCACGAGGAAACACAGCAGCCAUCCAUCAUUUCAACAGAAGAAGGAAAUCUCUCAAAACGUUACCAACAUGGUAUGCACCCGGUAACAACCGACUCUCAUUCUACUUCAUCUGUAAUGAAUGAACCAAUAAAGGAGGGUUUGAUGAAUCGUGACCCGUCGUCAAGUGCGGAAAAAGAUAUGCAUAACCAAGAUCUGCAAUUGAAUUUGGUGGAGAGUGGAGAACAAACGGUUUCUGGGUCUUCACUUACCCAUUUUCCAGUUGAAAAUUCAAUGGUUCAGACGUCCGUGGACAGUGAUCACCCUGAAGCUGCACAGGAAUCCUCUAUGCAGUCCCCCGAGGAAGAUAAUAUCAUCAACGAUGUGAAGGAUCGAAUAAUAGUUGAAGAGGAGAAAUCAAAGUCAGUCAAAGAUGCUGAAGGAGAUAACCAGGAGUUGAUUGAACGUCAGGUGGACUUGCCAGAAACAGCAGUGACACCGUUAAUAAAGGAGCAAGCUUUUGAAGCAAAUCAAAAUUUCGAACAAAAAGUGGCCGAGCUAGCACCCAAAAGUGAACUAGAUUCAUCGGGUGUUAUCUUUACCGAUGAUCAUCUUAAUGAGGAAGAAACUAGGAAGACAACAGAUAGUGGAACAAUACAGGAGAAAGAUGUUGAAGCAGAUCGUUACCCAGAAAAGGAUACUUCUACGCGUCUGCAUGAUGAGCAAUUAACAGUUACGUUAACGCCUGAAACAAAAGUAGAAUCUGUUAUGGUUAGUUUUUCUGCUGAUCAUCUUAACCAUGGAGGAAGGAAUAAGACAAUGGAGACUGCAACAACACAGAAGCAAGAUGUUGACGGGAAUCUAGACCAAGAACAUGAAAUGUCUAAGCUUCUGCACAAUGAUCAAAAAGUUGGUCAAGCUUCAGAGGAAAAGAUACAAGAAGAAUCUAGUACCGUUGGCUCAGCCAAUUAUCAUGCUGAUCAAGGAAGUCAUAUGAUGACAUCAGAGGGUGCAACAGUACAGAGUCAAGAUUUUGGGGGCCAUGUCAACUUAGAAAACAAAUCAUCCAACCAUUUGCAUGAUGUAAAGGAAGUACUUCAGCUGCAACCAGAGAUAGCAGUAGAAUCUGGUAGAGUUAGCUCUUCGGUUGUUCAUACUAAUGAUCAAGAAAGUAAAAAGAUAACAGAUAAUGUAGCAACCCAGGAGCAAGGUACUGACGCAAAUUGUGAUCAAGAAAGUCAUGAAACAAUGGAGCAUGGGGCACAACAGAGUCAAGAUUCUGAAGCAGAUCAAGGUAAGGAAAAGGAAAGUACCGGGCAUUUGCAUAAUGAAGACGUUCAGCUAAAACCAAAUACAACGAGAGAAUCUGGUGCGGUUAGCUCUGCUGAUCAUUCUAACGAGCAUACGAGUUAUGAGAAGACGGAGAGUGGGACACAAUCAAAGCAACCUUUUGUUGCAAAUCCUGAUUUAGAAAAAGAAACUUCCGAGGAUUCGCACAAUGGACAACAAGCAGGUUGUCUAAAACCAGAGACAAAGUUAGAAUCUAGUAAUCUUAACUUAGAUCAUGGGAGUUCUAAACUUCUGGAAGCAAUGGAAAGCGACUUCAAUCAGAAUACAGAAUCAGCUUAUAAUGAAAAUCAUCAGCAUUUAGUGAAGGAAAUAGCUUCAGAUGAUCUGGAAAACGAAGUUGCAACUCAUCAGCCGCAAAAACCAGGUUCAACAACCAGUGCUAACAUUGUUGAUCAUCAUGACACCUAUGGCCAUGAAGAUUCUAAUCAAAAGAGUAAUGCUGAGAGCGGGUCAGUGGAGAAGAAAUUAGCGUUUGGAGGAAAUCUACCGCUAAAAAACAUUAUUUUUAAGAAUCUGAUUGAAGAAGAAGUUUGGUUAACACCUAAAACAACAUUAGAAGCCAUCACUCCCAGAGCACCAAUAACACCGAAAGCAGCUGAAUUGGAACUUCAUUAUCAUCGGAAUCAUUCUAAUGAUCACGGAGCAAGUUGUAACAUUCCAGAAAUGAUGGAGAACAGAACUCGAGAAGAAACACAUGAACCUUCUAAACCUCUGCAGGUUACAGAAGUAGUAACCGUAGAAUCUGUUGAUCAUGGUAGUGAAAAUCAAGAUUUUGAUGAAAAAGAUACCUCCAAACCUCGGCGAAAUGAACAUGAUAUUCAUCAUCCGCAGCAGGUAACAGCAGACAAAAUAAAAUUCGAAUCUGGUGAACAUGCAAUGAGUUCUGUGAUGGAAACUGGACCUGCAAAGAAGGAGCUGAGGUUUGAACCAAAUAAUUUAAGAAAUAUGAUCUACAAGAAUCUUCAACAAGAAGAAGAAGUUUGGUUAACACCUAGAACAGAAGCUGAUCAUUAUCAUAAUUAUCAGCAUGAUAAUGAAAGUUCCAAUGUCCAAACAAAUACUAGUACACCGACAAUGAGAAAGACCGAGAGCGAUUCAGCGGAGGCAGAGAAGAAAGUAGAUUUUGAUGAAGGUAAUCAUCAUCCUCAAGAAAAUGAAGCAAGUGAUUCUAAAACCUUGGAUUGUCAUGAGAAUGUAGUUGAUGAAAGUUCCAAUGUCCAAACAAGUGCUAGUACACCGACAAUGAGAAAGACCGAGGGCGAUUCAGAAGCGGCAGAAAAGAAAGUAGAUUUUGAUGAAGGUAAUCAUAAUUCUCAAGAAAAUGAAGCAAGUGAUUCUAAAACCUUGGACGAUCAUGAGGAUGUAGUUGAUGAAAGUUCCAAUGUCCAAACAAGUAUUAGUACACCGGCAAUGAGAAAGACCGGGGGCGAUUCAGAAGCGGCAGAGAAGAAAGUAGAUUUUGAUGAAGGUAAUCAUCAUCCUCAAGAAAAUGAAACAGUUGAUUCUAAAACCUUGGACUAUCAUGAAUAUGUAGUUGAUGAAAGUUCCAAUGUCGAAACAAGUACUAGUACACCAACAAUGAGAAAGACCGAGGGCGAUUCAGAAGCGGCAGAGAAGAAAGUAGAUUUUGAUGAAGGUAAUCAUCAUCCUCAUGAAAAUGAAACAAUCGAUGCUAAAACCUUGGACUAUCAUGAAAAUGUAGUUGAUGAAAGUUCCAAUGUCGAAACAAGUACUAGUACACCGACAAUGAGAAAGACCGAGGGCGAUUCAGAAGCGGCAGAGAAGAAAGUAGAUUUCGAUGAAGGUAAUCAUCACCCUCAAGAAAAUGAAACAAUUGAUUCUAAAACCUUGGACUAUCAUGAAAAUGUAGUUGAUGAAAGUUCCAAUGUCGAAACAAGUACUAGUACACCGACAAUGAGAAAGACCGAGGGCGAUUCAGAAGCGGCAGAGAAGAAAGUAGAUUUCGAUGAAGGUAAUCAUCACCCUCAAGAAAAUGAAACAAUUGAUUCUAAAACCUUGGAUUGUCAUGAGAAUGUAGUUGAUGAAAGUUCCAAUGUCCAAACAAGUACUAGUACACUGGCAAUGAGAAAGAACGAGGGAGAUCCAGCAGCCGCAGAGAAGAAAGUAGAUUUUGUUGAAGGCAAUCAUCAUCCUCAAGAAUAUGAAACAAGUAAUUCCAAAACCUUGGAUUAUCAUGAAAAUCAUGAAAAUAUAGUCGAUGACAAGAAUGCCAAUUCUACUACCAGUACUAUUGUUAAGAAAAGCAUGGAUGAAUGACUUUUUUUUUCUGUUGUGAAAAUUCAUAUUAUAACCAACAUUACGUUUUUCCCUCCAUAUAAAAAUUUGGUUCCUUCUGUACA